GAUUGAAGUGGACGAUAGAACUGAAGCCUAUCUUCGAGUCUUACAACAAAAGGUUACAUCAGAUACACAGAUUGUAGUUUGUCUGUUGUCUAGUAAUCGGAAAGACAAGUAUGAUGCAAUAAAAAAAUACUUAUGUACAGACUGUCCUACUCCAAGUCAAUGUGUGAUAGCAAGAACCUUAGGCAAGCAACAAACUGUAAUGGCCAUUGCUACAAAGAUUGCCCUGCAGAUGAAUUGCAAGAUGGGAGGAGAACUUUGGAGGGUUGAUAUGCCUCUAAAGCUAGCAAUGAUUGUUGGUAUUGAUUGUUACCACGACACUACAGCUGGGCGACGAUCAAUUGCAGGAUUUGUUGCUAGUAUUAAUGAAGGAAUGACACGCUGGUUUUCUCGCUGUGUCUUUCAAGAUAGAGGGCAGGAACUAGUAGAUGGACUCAAGGUCUGCUUACAAGCUGCAUUGAGGGCCUGGAAUAGUUACAAUGAAUAUAUGCCUAGUCGAAUUGUUGUAUAUCGGGAUGGUGUAGGUGAUGGCCAACUGAAAACCUUGGUUAAUUAUGAAGUACCACAGUUUUUGGACUGCCUAAAAUCUGUUGGUAAAGGUUACAACCCAAGACUAACAGUAAUUGUGGUGAAGAAACGAGUGAAUGCCAGAUUUUUUGCACAGUCUGGAGGAAGACUUCAAAAUCCACUUCCUGGGACAGUUAUUGAUGUGGAAGUUACCAGACCAGAAUGGUAUGACUUUUUUAUUGUGAGCCAGGCUGUAAGAAGUGGCAGUGUUUCUCCUACACAUUAUAAUGUAAUCUAUGACAACAGUGGCUUGAAACCAGACCAUAUACAACGAUUAACUUACAAGCUCUGCCAUGUGUAUUAUAAUUGGCCAGGUGUCAUUAGAGUUCCAGCUCCUUGCCAGUAUGCUCACAAACUGGCUUUCCUUGUUGGCCAAAGUAUUCACAAAGAACCUAAUCUGUCACUGUCAAAUCGUCUUUAUUACCUUUGAACUGUAGAAGAACACAGAAAGUAGUCUUGAAAGACUAGCUUCAUAGAUUUUUUUUUCCUUUUUGCAAGUGGAGCUUUCGAAAGUCUUCCUAGAUACAGCAUUUUUUUUCCCCUUUAACAACUGUAACAUGGAAAGGGAGAUAAGAAAUGUGAGUUCUAUUGCCAACUCUACUAUUGACUUAUUGUGUGACUAUGCAAGUGACUCAUUUUACAGAUGGGGAAACUGAAGAACAUUUAUCUUUUUACCUCUCACAAGGAUGCUAUAGUGGUUUCGUGAUACAAUAUGGAUACAGCACUUCAAGCACCAAACAAAAAGGCUAUUUGAAACACUGGGCAUUACUCAUGUUGGAUUACUUCUGGAAACAAGUGAUAUAAUUGUAAAUUAUAUGUUUUUUUUAAAAUUGACAUUAGGAAUGCCGAUAUUGUGGGGCAGUUUUAUUUUGGUGUUUUUUUUAACACCUCCUUUAUCUUAAAGAUAUGAUUUGCCAUUUAAAGAUAAAAGCUAUACAAAAUGGGGAGAAGCUAGAAAGAGCAAACUCACAUUUUAAAGUUGGAGGCUUCUAGUGAUAGAAACAGUUUGGUGCCUUUCCACCAAUGGAAUAAAUCACGAGCUAUAAUGGCAUAAUUCAUGGUGUUUUUUUCCCAUCAUUCUACUUGUUGAAGAUUUUGAAAUGUGACAUUCUAUUACAUUAGCUAUAUUAUGUUCUGACAAGGUAUUGUAAGCAGAAGAGAACAUUACAAGUCUAUUUAGUUGAAUUCAAAACUUUUUUAAUUGGAAAGUAAUAUUCAUUACUUAUUUUCUCUGAAUUAAAGUUGAAAUAUUCUGCUCAGAAGUUGAGAGAAUUCUCCAUGCUCUAAUUUUCUCUUACCACUUAAGGGAUAAAAUAUAUAAGAAAAACAAAAUUAAGAGUGAGAACAUCUACUCAAAAAGAUAUUGAAGUCUAUUUUUUUUUUAAUUCGCCCAAAGAAAAGUUAGAGGGAAGAAAAAGGCAACACAAUUUUAACUUUAAAUGUUAUCAGGAUGAAGUUAGAUGUGUUUAUCAAUUUGAGAAUUUCUUAAAGGGAGCAGACAAAAGAACAGUUAGGUGGCUACUCAAUAUCUGAAGAAUUAGUGCAUGUUGAAAUUAACAACUGUUCUCUCAACUUCUGUAAAUGCAAUUUCAGCAUUGUCAUUCCACAUGGACAGCAACAUAAAGAUAGCAAGAGACACUGUAAAUUUAAAGUGAUGUAGUUUGUUUUAAAAUGUUACUAUUAUAUUUGCAUCUUUUGUGUUAGUUAUACCUUCUGAACCUGUUGGAAAGUUUUAUUUUAAAAUUCUGAAAGCCAGUUUCAAUCAGCAACACUUUUGGUGGGGGGGGGGGUGCGCUUGCUCAUGUCUAAUUUCCUUCCCUCAAGUAUUUUGGACAUUGGGGAAAAGAAGCAAUAGUUUGUGAAACUCUAGAAGGAAAAUUGAUGUCCCAAAGCCCCAAGUGUAAACGAUGCUCAAGUUUAUCAUAACAUAAGAAGAGUACCAGGAUGGAAUAAAUUGUCAGCUUUGUAAGCUCCACCAGGGCAGGAACUAUGUCUUAAUUAUUUUUGUUUCUCCCUCAGCACCUGCACAGUGCUUUGAACAUAGUAGGCACUUAAUAAAUGGUUGUUGAAUUAAUUUUGUCUGUUUAACUUUAUCCAUUUAUACAAAUGAGCUAAUUCACUUGUGCAAGCACCAAAAACUCCAUUCCUCUUAAAGCCCACCCAGGAUUCUUG
This is a messenger RNA of Vombatus ursinus (common wombat), 2736 nucleotides long. RefSeq names its product piwi-like protein 1. The record is from RefSeq and is a predicted model, not a curated record. Gene Ontology annotation, biological process: regulatory ncRNA-mediated gene silencing. The annotation marks the transcript as partial. Gene Ontology annotation, cellular component: P granule. Gene Ontology annotation, molecular function: piRNA binding. NCBI's taxonomy places the organism in Eukaryota, Metazoa, Chordata, Mammalia, Diprotodontia, Vombatidae. The transcript has 8 exons.